AUGGCGGUUGUUGAUGUGUUGGUGAGCAGACCCCUUGAGCAGGUCUUCGGGCUGCUGAGGAGGAGGUUCCACUGGACCGCGCUGGCUGCACUGAAGGCAACAGUUCGUGAGGCUAUAAAUCAAGGCAUGAAUGAGGAGCUGGAAAGAGAUGAGAAGGUAUUUCUCCUUGGGGAAGAAGUUGCCCAGUAUGAUGGGGCAUAUAAGGUUAGUCGAGGCCUGUGGAAGAAAUAUGGAGAUAAGAGGAUCAUAGAUACUCUCAUGUCUGAGAUGGGUUUUGCUGGAAUUGCUGUAGGUGCAGCUAUGGCUGGGUUACGGCCCAUUUGUGAAUUCAUGACCUUCAAUUUCUCUAUGCAAGCCAUCGACCAGGUUAUAAACUCAGCUGCCAAGACGUACUACAUGUCAGGGGGCCUUCAGUCCGUGCCCAUAGCCUUCAGGGGGCCCAAUGGAGCCUCAGCAGGUGUAGCUGCCCAGGACUCACAGUGUUUUGCUGCCUGGUAUGGGCAUUGCCCAGGUUUAAAGGUGGCCAGCCCCUGGAGUUCAGAGGAUGCAAAAGGGCUUAUUAAAUCAGCCAUUCGGGAUAACAACCCAGUGGAGGUGCUGUAG
Rangifer tarandus platyrhynchus (Svalbard reindeer) is the source of this 603-nucleotide messenger RNA. The record is from the annotation of a GenBank genome assembly. NCBI's taxonomy places the organism in Eukaryota, Metazoa, Chordata, Mammalia, Artiodactyla, Cervidae.